Camellia sinensis is the source of this 903-nucleotide messenger RNA. RefSeq lists its product as uncharacterized. Lineage: Eukaryota; Viridiplantae; Streptophyta; Magnoliopsida; Ericales; Theaceae. The record is from RefSeq and is a predicted model, not a curated record.
UUGUGGCAUGUGGGUUGAGAGCCUACAGUCAGAUUUAGCUACCACAUCUAUCCAUCCAGGACCAUUCACUACUGUCUCUCUGAUCUUAGUGAAGCUGGAAUUUGAUCAUAUGACCCACACCAGCUUGGGAGUACUUUUGUCUUCAUCACUCUUGCUUCUCUCUAUAUAAACAACAGCUUCAUGCUCUGCUUGAAUCAUCACUUCACCAAGUAGCUUUUGAGUACUCGUUGGCUUCUUUUGUUAUACUACUUUACAAUGGGUUCGAAAACUAUGCUCUUUCUGCUAGCCUCUUUUCUUGUACUUACUACAAGGGUUUCAUGUAAUGAUGAGGAAUUCUUGACUGAGGCUACUUAUGCCAAAGUCCUGGUGCCAGCCCCAGCUCACAGCCCAGUGAAAGCACCGGUUCCUGCUCAAGUCCCAGUCAAGGCACCGGCAACCAUUCCCCCGGUCAAGCCACCAGUACUUCCUGCUCCUCCAGUCAAUGAGCCACCAACUAAGCCCCCACCAAGGACAAGAAUAGAAUGCAUCCCCCUUUGUGUAGAGAGGUGCAAAUUACACUCAAGGAAGAGACUAUGCUUGAGGGCAUGCAUGACUUGCUGUGACCGAUGCAAAUGUGUUCCACCAGGAACAUAUGGCAAUCGAGAGCAGUGUGGUAAGUGCUACACUGACAUGACCACCCAUGGCGGCAAGUUCAAGUGCCCUUGAAGAAGAUCACUGUUGUUGUUACAUUGGUUGAAUAUGUAAUAAAUUUGAGAAGAGAAUGGAAGGAAAAUAUAUUGUUUUCCAUUGAUUAUGACUAGAGAUGCAACUAUUAGUGACAAAGAAGUGUUUGAGAAGAGAAAUAUAUUCCUAUGGUGGUGUGUACUGAAUUUUACCCUGCAAAUUUUAUUAAUAUUCACUUUA